Equus quagga is the source of this 2241-nucleotide messenger RNA. RefSeq names its product podocan like 1 (gene PODNL1). Bases 140 to 1969 code for a protein of 609 amino acids. The record is from RefSeq and is a predicted model, not a curated record. The transcript is spliced from 9 exons. Gene Ontology annotation, molecular function: protein binding. NCBI's taxonomy places the organism in Eukaryota, Metazoa, Chordata, Mammalia, Perissodactyla, Equidae.
AGAACAGGCUGGGGGUGGCCUCUGCGUGGAGAUGGGGGGGCGGUGGCGGCCACAGCGGAGGCUCCAGGAGGUGACCGCCUGAUUUCCAUCAGGGAGCCUGGUCGGCAGCUCGGGCAAGAAGGCAGAGCUGGGGCUGGCCAUGCGGCUGAGCCUGCUGCUGCUCCUGCUGCUGCCCGGCCCCCCACCCGCCUUGGGCAUGGAGGACGCUGCCUUCCCCCACCCUGGGGAGAGCUCGCAGCCCCCGCCUCGGGCCUGCCCGCUGCGCUGCUCCUGCCCCCGGGACGACACAGUGGACUGCGACGGCCUGGACCUGCAGGUGUUCCCGGACAACAUCACCAGGGCGGCCCAGCACCUCUCCCUGCAGAACAACCAACUCCAGGAGCUCCCCUACAACGAGCUGUCGCGCCUCAGCAGCCUGCGGACCCUCAACCUCCACAACAACCUCAUCUCCUCCGAGGGCCUGCCCGACGAGGCCUUCGAGUCGCUCACGCAGCUGCAGCACAUCUCCGUGGCCCAGAACAAGGUGAGCCCCCCCGGCGCGGGGCCCCCAGCGCCGUGCAGCUGGACGGCAUGGGGCGGGGGGGCAGCAGGACCAGCUCAGCUUGCCCCGCAGCUCUCGGUGGCCCCACAGUUCCUGCCUCGCUCCCUCCGGGUCGCAGACCUGGCUGCCAACCAAAUGACGGAGAUCUUCCCUCUCACCUUUGGGGAGAAGCCGGCGCUCAGGGCCGUGUACCUCCACAACAACCAGCUGGGCAACGCCGGCCUGCCCCCCGACGCCUUCCGCGGCUCUGCGGCCGUCGCCACUCUCAGCCUCUCCAGCAACCGGCUCCGCUACGUGCCGCCCAGCCUGCCGCCCGCGCUGGAGCGCCUCCACCUGCAGAACAACCUCAUCUCCAAGGUGCCCCGAGGGGCCCUGAGCCGCCAGACCCACCUUCGUGAGCUCCACCUCCAGCACAACCAGCUGACAGACAGCGGCCUGGACGCCACCACCUUCAGCAAGCUGCACCGUCUCGAGUACCUGGACCUGUCCCACAACCAGCUGGCCGCGGUGCCCGCCGGCCUGCCCCGCACCCUGGCAGUGCUGCACCUGGGCCGCAACCGCAUCCGGCAGGUGGAGGCGGCGCGGCUGCGUGGGGCACGGGGCCUGCGCUACCUGCUGCUGCAGCACAACCCGCUGGGGGCGGCUGGGCUGCCUGCCGGGGCGCUGCGGCCGCUGCGGGGCCUCCACACGCUGCACCUCUACGGCAACGGGCUGGACCGCGUGCCGCCCGCGCUGCCCCGCCGCCUGCGGGCCCUGGUGCUGCCCCACAACCGCGUGGCCAUGCUGGGAGCCCGUGACCUGGCCGCCACGCCGGGCCUCACCGAGCUCAACCUGGCCUACAACCGCCUGGCCAGUGCCCACGUGCACCCCCGGGCCUUCCGGCGGCUGCGUGCCCUGCGCAGCCUCGACCUGGCCGGCAACCAGCUGACACGGCUACCCGCCGGCCUGCCCGCCGGCCUGCACACCCUGCGGCUGCAGCGGAACCAGCUGCGGGCCCUCGAGCCCGAGCCGCUGGUGGGCCUGGACCAGCUGCGGGACCUCAGCCUGGCACACAACCAGCUCCGAGUGGGCGACAUUGGGCCCGGCACCUGGCAUGAACUGCAGGCCCUCCAGGUCAGGGGUGGGCUGGUGCUGGACCUGAGUCACAACCAGCUGUCCUUCAUGCCCCCUGACCUGCCUGAGGCCCUGGAGGAGCUGCACCUGCAGGGCAACCGCAUCAGCUAUGUGGGCCCCGAGGCCUUCCUCAGCACGCCCCGCCUGCGUGCCCUCUUCCUCAGGGCCAACAGGCUUCACAUGACCAGCAUCGCACCCGAGGCCUUCCUGGGCCUCCCGCACCUGCGUGUUGUGGACACAGCAGGUAACCCUGAGCAGGUCCUGGUCCGGCUGCCACCUACAGCCCCACGUCGGCCACGGGCAGAGGGCCCCUGAACCCAGAGGGGCCCAGCAGUGCAGCCCAGGCCCCCGGGGCUCCGCUGGGCCAUGGACUAAGGAGACGGCGCCCAACUGGGGCUCCACCUGGCUCUCCCAGACCUCGAGGGCUGGGCCUGCCUGAGCCAUGCUGGGUGGGGACACUGCCUCCACUCACAGAAUGGAACAGAAGCACGCGGCUCACAUCCCAGGCGCCAGAGCACGCCGGCCCUGCCCCCCACCCCACACAGACAGAGACAGCGACAAUAAAGUCUAACCCUUUGAAUUGCUCA